GUAAAGAAGUUUUACGAUUACUAAUUAUUGUUGUUAAAUAAUAUCACUGAGCAACAACAAUACAAGUUUUUAACUAGACGUAAAUUCAGUGCGAUAAUGAUUAGAGAAUCUUCUCAACUCUCAUAAUGAAAUGGAUAAUCAUCAUUGUUAUUAAUUGUUGUGAUCUUCCAUGCUCUCAGCAGAGGAAUAAAAUAUAAAUUCAGGGCAUUGAGAUGGCCUUUCCCUUCAAUGAUCAAGUCUACACCAAGUCCUUCACCCCUAGAGAGUACCAGGUGGAAUUACUUUACACUGCAAAGCAGAGGGAUAUUAUAAUAUGUCUAGGAAAAUACACAGAGCAAACGUUUAUCGUGACAAAAUUGAUUCAGGAGUUUGCGACAGGGAAUCGAAUUCCCCUGGUCUCCGCUCAGAGAAUUCUAUACCUCCUAGAUAGCGAAGAGUCUUGUUCACUGAAAUCUAGUUAUAUCGAGCAAUUGACUGACUUGAAAGUAUCGGUGAUAGAUUCCACAACUCAGGAUAAUGAUUUUGCGCACAUUUUUACGUCAGGACACGUCGUCGUCACGACGAGUGCAAUUUUCUACAAAUUUGUCGAGACGAAAGAAAUAUCUGGUGAGCAGAUUAGUCUAGUAAUUUUUGAUCAGUGCCAGCUGUUAAUUAAGGACAAGGGGAUCAGAGAGUCCUUGAGUACCCUGAGAAAAUCCUCGGACGAUGAGGGACCGAGAGUCAUAGGUCUAGCAAUUCCUCUCCUGGAUUUGACAGACGAACCUGGAAGACUGAGUUUAGAGAUUGAUCGAUUGGAGAGGACUUUCCAAUGUGAUGUGGAAACGAGUAGUGAUAUUUUAUCAAUUUUAAGAUACAGCCCAAGACCAAAAGAGUACCUAGUAGAAUUCUUCACGUCAGACACAGGACCCCUGCAAAAUUCGCUGAAGAUGGUCGCCCUGGAGGCGCUUCACUUCCUGGACGAUCACAGAUACGAUCCCACCGAGAUCUACCAGGACGAAUUCCUCGAGGACAUCCAGAAAAUUCCAGACCCAACAGAAAAACCUCGAGAGAUGCUGGUGGACUUCCUGACAAUCCUGGAGGCUCUCGGUCCCUGGUGUGCAGACCGUGCAGCCCUAUCCCUGCUCACCCUCUCCGAGAAACUCAAGAUAAAAACACCCUACGAGCGCCAUUACCUUCUCCUCAACCUGGUGGGCUCGGUUAUGAUAAAAAUUCGAGCCCUCUGCGACCUGGAGUUCUCCUCGCUCCCGGAGAAGACUCGAGUCUACAAAUACUCAACGUCGAAAGUCCAUCGUCUCCUGGAGGUUCUCAAGACAUACGCCCCACUCUACAACAAAUCAUCGACCCCGGAGAAGACGACACCCCGCAGGACUCGUCCCUAUGACUCCACCAGACCCCAGGGACUGAAUAAUUCCCAGAUUGACGAGCCCACAAUUCCCCCCAAACGGGGAAGAUAUCAGAGAACGUACAGAGGAAUGACAGACCCUGACGUCCUGUGCGGGGUAAUAUUCGUGGACGCGAGUUUCACCGCAAAAAUUCUAUUCUACCUCCUGAACGAAGUCUGCAAGCACGACGAGGAGUUGAACUUCCUCUCGCCCCUGUACACCAUCGAGAAAAACACAGACGACUCCACAUACUCCCGAGAUCCAGAGGCAGAGCACAAAAAGCAAGAGGAGGUCCUCAAACGUUUCAGAAUUCACGAGUGCAACCUCCUGGUGGCGACUGCCAUCCUGGAGGAAGGUAUAGAGAUUCCAAAAUGCAACUUGGUGAUGAGGUACGACUUCCCCAGGACGUACAGGUCGUACGUGCAGUGCAAGAGUCGAGCUAGAGCCAGCGAUGCCCUUCAUAUUCUCCUAGUGUCACAUAUCAGUGCAAGGGAAUCGAUCUGGAAAUUGGCGCAGUACCACUACAUCGAGAAAAUUCUCCUGGGGAAAUGCACGAACGAGGAGCCAAAGGACGAGGACGAGACAGAGGCUGACAGAUACUCCUCGAUGAUACCUUUUUAUCAGCCUAUGAGAGCUGAUAAUGGACCCCUGGUGUCCUUCAACUCUGCGAUAUCCCUGGUAAAUCGAUAUUGCGCUAAACUGCCGAGUGACACAUUCACGAGGCUGACACCAGAGUGGUCGAUGCGGGAGGUGAGAUCAAUCGAGGGGACGAUGUACACGUGUUCCUUGAGAUUGCCUAUCAAUUCACCCCUGAAGUACGUGAUAUCGUCUCACCCAAUGCCCAACAAGGCGAUGGCCAGGAGACUGGCAGCUCUCCAGCUCUGCAUAAAGCUCCACAAGGAGAAUGAAAUCGAUGAUAAUCUUCUGCCAAUUGGCAAAGAGAAUUUUAAAGCGAGGCCAGAGGACGUGGAGGUGCCGGCACUUCCUGAUGAAGUAAAGUCUGAUUACUCGGAGGCUCGACCUGGCACCACAAAACGUCGUCAGUACUAUUUUAAAAAGACUGCUGAGGCACUCACAGAUUGCAGGCCAACUCUCGGCGUCCCCUCGUACCUCUAUCACAUCAAGAUGAAUCUCAGUUGUCCCCUCCCUGAGGAGCAGAACACCAGGGGUCGACGGAUAUAUCCCCCUGAGGAGUCCCACAUCGGUUUUGGGAUUUUAACUCUUAAGAAAAUCCCUAAACUAUGUCCCUUUCCUAUUUACACUCGUUCUGGAGAGGUUCAGGUGGAUCUAGUGCUGAGUAAAAAUACUGUCGUCCUGGAUUCGAUGCAGAUCGAGAGAGUCUCGACAUUUCUCAAUUAUACAUUCACAAAUGUUCUCAAACUCCAGAAAUAUCUCAUGAUCUUCGAUCCGAAUGCCUCCGAGAAUUCAUACCUGAUAGUUCCUGUGGUCAAAGGUAUAUCCAAUGGGGCAGCAGACGUGAACGUCGACUGGAGUUUUCUGCAGCUCAUCUACGAGAACAGGAAUGCAAUUCCUAAGGAAAUCGGGGAGGGGGAGAGAGAAAAAUUCGAGUUUGACGCCGCGAGGUACAACGACGCUGUGAUAAUGCCCUGGUACAGGAACCAGGAUCAGCCCCAGUACUUCUACGUCGCCGAGAUCUGCAGGAACUUGAGUCCCCAGUCGUCAUUCCCUGGUGAUGGUUACAGCACCUUCGAGGAGUACUACUGCAAGAAGUACGGCAUCAAGAUACAGAACAGGAUUCAGCCUCUCCUGGACGUUGACCACACGUCAGCGAGAUUGAAUUUCCUGACCCCCAGGUACGUCAACAGGAAGGGAGUGGCCCUGCCGACGAGCAGCGAAGAGACCAAGAGAGCAAAACGUGAGAAUCUCGAGCAGAAGCAGAUCCUCGUGGCUGAACUCUGCGCCAUUCAUCCUUUUCCCGCUUCCCUCUGGAGACAGGCCGUCUGUUUACCCUGCAUCCUGUACAGGAUCAACGCUCUUCUCCUGGCGAAUCAAAUCAGGUGUCAGGUGGCGCAGAUGAUGAACCUGGGACUGCAGCAUCUCUCUGAGGACUUUGAGUGGCCGCCUUUGAACUUCGGUUGGAGUUUAGCUGAGGUCCUGAGGAAGUCGAAAGAGGCGAAGAAGGUAGAGCCUGAGGAUGAUGUAAGAGAGUCCCCCACCUCUGAUAUUAUGAAGAAAUCCCUGGGCCUGGGGAUGGGAAUGAUCAUCGAGAACGUCACAGAUCUCCUCGACGAGGACGACGACUCUGACAAGCUCGAGAUCGGCACUUGGUCCAACGACAUGGCAAUGGAGUCGAUGUGCAUGGAUUUCUCUUCAAUCUCAAAUAAUGUCACUGUUCUUCCCCCGCAAUUUAGUUGGAGGCAUGCAAAUGGAAUUAGGUGUGGCUCACCCACAUUCGAUCACUCAGACACCUGUGGAUAUUACUCUGACGACUCCUACAGCGACGAUGGCUUCAUCGGCUCCUCUGGUGAGAGUGAGGACGAGGAAAAUCGUGGCCUCAAGAUAUCGUACACCGGGGAGAAUACAGCAGAAGCCGUUGAGGACGAGUCUAAACUGAAGAAGAUGAAUAUCAAUAAGAAGAUCAUGGGUCUGUUCAAGGACUCCGAGAAGAAACUCCAUAAUUCGAGAUUUUUAUUUAAAUCAGGGGAGCACGACGGCUGUGAUGAGUCUCUUUUUGCUGAGCACAAGAGACUCCACUUCGAUUACGCUAAGCAACGUGAAUCCGAGAUAAUCCUCGAGGGUUCAUUCAUAGAAAGUGAUAAAAAAAUAGUAUUUAAUCAUAGUCAGAAGAGUGUAAAGGCUGUUGUUACUGAGGCAUCAGGAUUUGAUGGCUUAUUGGAGCACUGUGAUUAUGUGAGGAGAGUCGCUGAAGAAGUGACCAAAGAGAUAGAGAAGGAUAAAUUAUCGUGUGAUUCGUUUUACGUUAAGACUCAAUGCAAUAGCAAUAACAUUCCAACCCCUGGGCUGUACGACGCAGUCGAGGUGAACUUUAGUUUUGAUUAUCAGCCAGAACUGAGGGGACAUCCUGGCCCCAGCCCCAGUCUCAUCCUCCAGGCACUCACAAUGUCCAAUGCCAAUGAUGGAAUUAAUCUGGAGAGGCUCGAGACCAUUGGCGAUUCAUUCCUCAAGUACGCCAUUACUACGUACUUGUAUUGCACUUAUCCAGUCAUCCACGAGGGAAAACUCAGUCAUCUGCGUUCGAAACAGGUGAGCAAUUUGAAUUUGUAUCGCCUGGGGCGUAGAAAAAUGCUGGGUGAGAGCAUGAUAGCUACGAAGUUCGAGCCUCAUGAUAAUUGGCUGCCACCUUGUUAUUACGUUCCCCGGGAAUUGGAGCAGGUGUUCAUUGAGUCUGGCGUACCCUCCAGUCUCUGGAAUCAGGUGCAAGACCUUCACUCCCUCCAGCCAACGAUUGACAUCAGCGAAAUGACACAACUCAUUCGAGAUACAGAGUACAAGCUGGGAAUGAUGAGGAUGGAGCUGGAUAAAAAUGAUAAUCGUCUCCACGAGGAGUCGAUACCCGAUCCCCAGCACUGCUCGAUCCCCUACAAUCUCAUCACCCAGCACAGUAUCCCUGAUAAGAGUAUAGCUGACUGUGUGGAGGCUUUGAUAGGAGCUUACUUGAUAGCCUGUGGCCCGAGGGGAGCUCUGCUCUUCAUGGCCUGGCUGGGGAUCCACGUCCUGCCGACCCUGGAGGUUACUCUGGUGCAGGAGGAGGAGCCUCUGGAGCAUUAUCCAGGCAGCACGCCCUACAUCAGGGGUUUGGAGUCCUCGGAGAGGACAACCUGGUCACAGAUUCGGUAUGGAAAGCUCGAGGAGCCGAGGAAUCCCCUGCUGAGGCAUGUUCCAGAUCCUGAGGGGGAACUCUCCCUUCUGCUCGAUGGGUAUGACAGACUCGAGGAGAGUAUUCACUAUAAGUUCAAGGACGCCAGUUAUCUCCUUCAGGCCUUCACCCAUGCCUCGUAUCAGCCGAAUAGAUUAACUGAUUGUUAUCAACGUCUGGAGUUCCUCGGGGAUGCUGUACUGGAUUAUCUCAUCACCAGGCAUCUCUAUGAGGAUACGAGGCAGCAUUCCCCUGGGGCUUUAACUGACUUAAGGUCUGCCCUCGUCAAUAACACGAUCUUCGCUUCACUGGCUGUCAGGUGUGGCUUCCACAGGUACUUCAGACACCUCUCCCCAGGUCUCAAUGUCGUCAUUGAUAGGUUCGUCAGGAUUCAGGAGGAAAAUGGGCAUUCUAUCAGUGAGGAGUAUUAUUUAAUCGGUGAUGAGGAAGCUGAAGAGGCUGAGGAUGUCGAGGUGCCUAAGGCACUUGGUGACGUCUUCGAGUCUCUCGCUGGUGCUAUUUAUCUUGACAGUGGAAUGUCUCUGGAUGCUGUCUGGAGUGUCUACUACAGGAUCAUGAAGACUGAGAUUGAGCAGUUCAGUACUAACGUCCCAAAAUCUCCCAUUCGUGAACUUCUCGAGCUGGAGCCUGAAACUGCUAAAUUUGGUAAACCGGAGAAGCUCGCUGAUGGGCGCAGGGUGCGGGUCACUGUUGACGUUUUUGGGAAGGGCUCCUUCAAGGGCAUCGGGAGGAACUACAGGAUAGCCAAGUGCACUGCGGCCAAGUGUGCUUUGAAAAAACUCAAAAAAAUGCAAUCAUCUUCCCAAAGACAAAAAAUUUGAUACUAGGUCGAUUUAAUAGCGAAUGAAUGACGAACUUUUGUAAAUUGAGAUGAAUUUUCUAUUUCUUUGCUCUGGUCCUUUCACGAUUGAAAGGUGUUACAUGUUUCUUCUCGGUUUAUUUGGGAAUCCAUACGUAUUGGAGUGUAUAAAAAAAUUACAAUGAGUGAGAAAUUGUUUACAAUACA
Fopius arisanus is the source of this 6247-nucleotide messenger RNA. RefSeq names its product Endoribonuclease Dcr-1 (gene Dcr-1). Gene Ontology annotation, biological process: apoptotic DNA fragmentation; siRNA processing; pre-miRNA processing. The transcript has 2 exons. Gene Ontology annotation, molecular function: protein binding; RNA binding; deoxyribonuclease I activity. NCBI's taxonomy places the organism in Eukaryota, Metazoa, Arthropoda, Insecta, Hymenoptera, Braconidae. The record is from RefSeq and is a predicted model, not a curated record. Gene Ontology annotation, cellular component: nucleus; cytoplasm; RISC complex. Bases 213 to 6062 code for a protein of 1949 amino acids.